Solenopsis invicta (red fire ant) is the source of this 2907-nucleotide messenger RNA. RefSeq lists its product as uncharacterized. Gene Ontology annotation, biological process: chromatin remodeling; regulation of transcription by RNA polymerase II. The transcript has 7 exons. The record is from RefSeq and is a predicted model, not a curated record. Gene Ontology annotation, molecular function: RNA polymerase II cis-regulatory region sequence-specific DNA binding; DNA-binding transcription factor activity, RNA polymerase II-specific. The coding region runs from base 770 to 2662 and encodes 630 amino acids. NCBI's taxonomy places the organism in Eukaryota, Metazoa, Arthropoda, Insecta, Hymenoptera, Formicidae.
CACCAAAACAGUGCCUCGCCUCGCCUCGCCUCGUCUCGCGACCUUCUCACAGGGAGAUCAUUGGGCAACGUUGACUGAUCUUGUGGCCGAUAAUCAAGAGACUCCGAUCGAUAUCGCCCAUCGUUCAGAAUUGUGUACGUGACGCUCUAAAUAGACGUGCCGAUUGGUGAUCGGGAAACGGGACGAAACUAUAGAUCGCUCUAUUUACUCCGAUUUUACUCCGGGACAAUACUUAUCGUAAUGAGUUGCGAGCACGUGUGUGAUUUUCCGCAGUCUAGUCAGAGAUACGCGCAGUUUAAUCGUAUAUUUAAGAUUUCAUGCUAAUACCAAAAUAGAACUUAGAGCAGUUAAUAGUGAUCGUAGGUGCGUAAGUCGUCUCGGUAUAGGAAAAAAAAAAAUGAUCACCCCACGCGUUAAUCGUUAACAUAGUUAGAUAGUAAGAACUCGUAACAGUAAGAACUCUCUGCGUAAAUAAGCGGACAUUUCAUGCACGUCUCAAUACGUCUGUGAUUUCGAUCGUAAACAAAUUUUAUGUUUAUUCGCACGCGAACAUCAAAUAUUUAUCGUAGAUACGGGUGUUCGAUGUGACGACAGAAAAAAACCGAUAUUCAGCUUAGAGAUUUCUCAACGUCUAUUUGACUUGCUAAUUGAUAAGUGCCAGGGCUAAAAAAUAAUAGCGUUAUGAGUUUGUGAGAAUUUGAGAACGCGAUAUGUCACGAAUGGCGGCGACUUCCGAGGCCCAGGAGAAUUAUUGAGGCCCCAGGAGGGAAUGGAUUUUCAGAGCGCAAUGGACACCUUUGUAGAGGCAUGGAUGGCUGCUAACACGAAGACGGAUCAAGUACAGAGCCAAGCGUUGGCAUUGACGCACAAGGCCUCGCCACCAUCGAGACCAAGCAGCGUAUCCUCGUUACCGAGGAGCCCUCAGUCCCAUCAGUCCCAGCAGUCUCAGCCGCAGAACGCAUCUCAGCACCCGCCGGUGCAUCCACUGCAAUCGCAGACACCUCUCAGCACACCUCAGACACCGUUCUCCGCGCACAACCAGCACCCGAAGCAAGAAAUCAACGCAAGUCCCAAGCAGGAGGGUUUCGAUCUCAGUAAAUCUGCCUCCAGCACAGCGAAAAAUCUGCCGGUGCAUUGUGUGGUGGAGACGAUUCACAAUAUCGUGGAAAGCCAUGUAAGCAACAGCCGUGAAAAAUGGCGAAGUCCCCAAGUGGAAACGGACUCUUACGUUAUUAUUCCGGUAGCUAUGCCCUUUCAGGAUUUGGUGGGCGAGGCGCUUGUUCGUCUGGGUUACUCCAGCGAUCUGAUACCAAGUGCUAGAGGAAGUAUCGUUAUACGUAACUGGAAGCCUCUGCCGAUGGAAAAAGUCGCCGAUGGACCGCUACUGACAGUAGGAGAUAUUCUAGCCGAAUUGACAUCGGUGGCAACCCUGAAGAUUCAGGUGUACAGAUCCAGGCCACCACCUCCCAGUCCAGCAGCUGAAGUUAGAAAUAAAUUGCUGAGGCUGCUUCUGUUGCACAGCCAUACGCUUCUCGUCUCCGCCGGAUGCCCUUUGGACGAGAUGACCCUGCUAUCCCUCUGCCGAGGUGGCAACGACCUAUCGGAAGAGACAAAGAGAAAUUUCGAAACGUGGUUGCAGCAGCAACAGAUAGGUCUCGGUAUGAACCCAAUAGCACCCACUUCCAACCAUCAUCAUCACACGCAAAGUCCGCAGCCUGACAGCGGUGGCACGAUUGCCCCCGGCGGCGGUCCUAUAGGACCGCCGCAUCCGGCGCUUCUUCAGUAUUCGCACAAGACCAGGAUGAGGACCAGCUUCGACUCGGAGCUCGAGUUGCCGCGUUUGCAACGUUGGUUCGCUGAGAAUCAGCAUCCGUCGCGCGAACAGAUACAGCACUACGUUGCGGAAUUGAACUCCCUGGAGUCGCGCCGCGGCAGGAAACCACUGGACGCGAACAACGUCGUGUACUGGUUCAAGAAUGCCAGGGCGGCGCAGAAGAGAGCCAGCAUGAACGGCUGUAGUCCUCCCGGGCUCAGCCCGAGGGGCGCCAGCAUCGUCAGCGAGGACUGCACGGACGAAGAGGAGGACACUAGGCAUCAGUCGACAUCGGGGUCACCCUGCCCACCGAGCAGUCCACCCGUCGGUCCUCUGUCCUUGACCACAAGACCCGAGGAUCAGCAACAACCGCCGACGACGACUCCGUCCUCGGUAAAGCAGGAGGACGCGAGGGUGUCCUCCGGUUCCGAGGACGACGAGACCAGGCACACGGGCCCCAUUCCGCCAGGAUUUUCCCUGGUGCCCAGCCCCAUGUUCGGCCACGGUAUAAUGUACAUGUCGCAUUAUCUGCCGCCACGCGGACCGGCCGGUUGUCCCACCAGCAUGCUGGCCGAUGAGAGAAGGAAGAGAAACCGGACGUUCAUCGAUCCCGUGACGGAAGUGCCGAGAUUAGAGUAUUGGUUUAAGCGGAGCACUCAUCCAAGCCACGCGCUCAUUCUGUCGUACACGGAGGAGUUGAACAAGAUGCCGUAUCGCCAGAAGUUCCCGCGUCUGGAGCCGAAGAACGUGCAAUUCUGGUUCAAGAACCGCAGGGCCAAGAAUAAGCGGCUGAAGAUGGCUCUGUUCGAGGGCGAGUCGCCGCAACAGCAUCCAUAUCACGCCGACUAGUUAAUUUCCUUAAAUAACUAGGGACAGAAGCGCGAGUGAGGCGAAGCCUUCGCAGCACAAAAAAUAAAGGGAAAUCGUUAACCGACUUGUUACUCCUUACUAUCGUUGAUACGCGGCUUUAAACGCUUUACUUGGCCGCACAUUCAUUGUAAUUAUCACAUAACGAUUAAUAUAAUUAUUAUGGACUUUCAUGAGUGUAAAUACGAGAUGAUGUCGAAUAAAAGGUAUACGUCACGACAAAAUAA